This is a messenger RNA of Mustela lutreola (European mink), 1210 nucleotides long. Its product is annotated as nascent polypeptide-associated complex subunit alpha, muscle-specific form-like. Lineage: Eukaryota; Metazoa; Chordata; Mammalia; Carnivora; Mustelidae. The transcript is spliced from 4 exons. The record is from RefSeq and is a predicted model, not a curated record. The coding region runs from base 1 to 789 and encodes 262 amino acids.
AUGAUUUUGCGCUCCCUGGCCGGGGGCACCUUGGCGACCAGAGCCCUCGCUCCGCACCCAUCUUGGUCUGUGGAAGGGCGGCGGGCAGGGACGGAGACGGCCGCGACCAGACAAUGUCCUGCAUUCACGGCGGCCUCGGCCAAUCACAGCCCGGCGCCUCCCGGCCCCGCGCGGCGCCACCGGCCACGGCUCGGGCCCGAGAAAACCCGGCCUCUGGGCGGCCAUCUGCGGCCAUCCCGGGGCAGGGCGCGCGGAGCUCCAACUGCACCCCGCCCGGAGGAGGGGGCCCGUGGUGCGGGCGCCGCGGCACCUCCUCGGGACAUGGGUCGCGCAUGGAGGGCAGGAUGCGCCGCCCAUUCCGGACGAACACGGCGCGGUCCCUUUAAGACGAGCCUCCUCCCGGGGCCGAGAGGAGCGUCUUGCGGCCCCGCCGCGGGGGGCAGCGACAUCCGGGCUACCGGGCUGGCGACGACGACGGCCCCUCGGGCAGCUCCCAGUCCCUGCGGGACGCCCGACUGGCCGCGGCUAGGGAGCGCGGCCGGGGCAAGGUCGUCAGGUUGUCGCUCCUGCCACGCUCUGACUUCCUCUGUACGGGCCACCAGCGUCCUCCACCUGGACUGUCGUGGUUUUGUGCUCACUAGUCUUUCGGCCUCGGGCUUUGCCCCUCCCCCAUCUCGACAUUGCCACCGGAGAGCGGGAUCUUUGCCACCGGCCACUCCUCCCACCGUUCCCCGAGGUCCAGCCUACUUGAAUUGCUUUCAGUUCUCCGAGGCAGGAGAAUCCACCUAGCUUCUGCAAUACUUCCAGGUCUCCUGCUUUCUGAAGACGUGGCUUCCCUCCCUUCCCUCACCUAGCUCAAAGUGAAGGACCAGUUUGCAUCCCUACGUCCACCGUGCACCCAGAAACCUACGCUGCUGUUGCCUGUUGUGCCGCCGGAGUGUUACAUCCCACAGCAGCUCUUCCUGCCUCCUGCUCACCAUUGUUCCCAAUUCCCAGGAUGGUCCUGGGCAGUACUGGUUGGAGCCCAGUAACCCUUUAAAUUCUUAAAUACAGAGUGAUCGGCUCAGGAAAACAAAAAUCAGGGUAGCCUUAGGUAUACAUUUAUUUUAUAUUGCUGUGUUUUUCAGUUUUGAAUGCCCCUCUCUCAGUAAGUUUCUCUAUGAAGCAUAACUUUUUUAAAAAAAUGAUAUAAUAAAUUUUACUUAAACCA